This is a messenger RNA of Trypanosoma theileri, 1491 nucleotides long. Its product is annotated as protein kinase. Bases 1 to 1491 code for a protein of 496 amino acids. Gene Ontology annotation, biological process: protein phosphorylation. Lineage: Eukaryota; Euglenozoa; Kinetoplastea; Trypanosomatida; Trypanosomatidae. Gene Ontology annotation, molecular function: ATP binding; protein kinase activity. Gene Ontology annotation, cellular component: nucleus. The record is from RefSeq and is a predicted model, not a curated record. The transcript has a single exon.
AUGACAUCAACGACUACACAGUCAGCUGCACCUUUAACAAAACCUUAUCUUACUCCUGCAUCCAAUAUGAAUGACAAUGUCUAUUAUCACUACACCUCGGGAGGUACAAAAAAGCCGGCCGCCGCUGCCGCCGACGCUGUAUCGACAAGUUUUAUUCAAAAGCAGCAGCAGCAAGCAUACACAUGCCGACCACGUAUGGAAGAACAACAAAUUCCACGCCGCUCUGGGAGUAAACGUGAUCAUGAUACAGCUAUCUCUACAGAUGUGGGUCGGACACAACCACCGAAACCCCCAAUAGCAGGCACAAAUCAAGUAGCAACUGAUUCAGGUGCUGUAAAAGCUGUAGAUAAUACAGAAAAAACAGCGGCACCUGUUCGGCAAAAGCCUAAACUCACCUAUAUUCUUCCAAACCAAAGUCGAGAAGAGGGUCACUUUUACGUUGUUCUUGGUGAAGAUAUUGAUGUAUCCACGCAGCGAUUUAAGAUUCUCUCUCUUCUGGGUGAGGGAACCUUUGGUAAGGUGGUGGAGGCGUGGGACCGCAAGCGGAAGGAGUACUGUGCUGUGAAGAUUGUGCGCAAUGUGCCCAAGUACACCCGCGAUGCGAAGAUUGAGAUUCAGUUCAUGGAGAAGGUGCGCCAGGCGGACGCCGCCGACCGCUUCCCGCUGAUGAAGAUCCAGCGCUACUUCCAGAACGAGACGGGCCACAUGUGCAUUGUGAUGCCCAAGUACGGCCCGUGCCUGCUCGACUGGAUCAUGAAGCACGGCGCCUUCAGCCACCGCCACCUGGCGCAGAUCAUCUUCCAGGCGGGCACCGCGCUCGACUACUUCCACACGGAGCUGCGCCUCAUGCACACGGACCUCAAGCCGGAGAACAUGCUGCUCGAGACCGGCGACGCCGCCGUCGACCCCGUCACCCGCAAGACGACGCCGCCAGACCCGUGCCGCAUUCGCAUCUGCGAUCUCGGCGGCUGCUGCGAUGAGCGCCACAGCCGCACGGCGAUUGUCUCCACGCGGCACUACCGCAGCCCGGAGGUGGUGCUCGGCCUCGGCUGGAUGUACUCCACCGACAUGUGGUCCAUGGGCUGCAUCAUCUACGAGCUGCACACCGGCAAGCUGCUGUACGACACCCACGACAACCUCGAGCACCUGCACCUGAUGGAGAAGACACUCGGCCGCCUGCCGUCGGAGUGGGCCGGCCGCUGCGGCACGGAGGAGGCGCGAAUGCUGUACAACUCCGCCGGGCAGCUGCGGCCAUGCACAGACCCGAAGCAUCUCGCCCGCAUUGCACGGGCACGGGCGGUGCGGGACAUCAUUGGGGAGCCGCUGCUCUGCGAUCUCAUCUACGGCCUGCUGCACUACGACCGCCAGAAGCGGUUGACGGCGCGGCAGAUGACGGUGCACCCAUAUGUGCUGAAGUACUACCCGGAGGCCCGCCAGCACCCCAAUUACCCCGACAACCGUCCAAAUCUGCGCCCCACACCCCUCAUGUAA